CAAAACCAGACAAUAUAAUUCAUAUCUGAUAACAUCUGCAAAGUUUUAGCAUGUCUCUCUUACAAUCCCUCCUCCACCAAGACAGCCUUCUUGAUCGUUUGUGGGGUAAUUGCUUCUUGGAAACCACAGAUGUCCAAAUGGUUAGGAAGGAAACUCCCCGUGCCCACAUCUUCCACAUAGAUCUCCCAGGCCUUGCAAAAGAGGACGUCAAGCUAGAAAUUCACGAGGGCAGCAGAGUCCUACACAUAACUGCAGAGAGAAAAGAGGAGAGUGCCGAUGAGUAAGUAAUAAAGUGGCAUUGCAGGG
Molecule: messenger RNA, 306 nt
Organism: Rubroshorea leprosula
Lineage: Eukaryota; Viridiplantae; Streptophyta; Magnoliopsida; Malvales; Dipterocarpaceae
Source: the annotation of a GenBank genome assembly